AUAGUGUACGUUUGAUAUGACCUUGGUUGAGAUGCGAGCUUAGUACACUAGUCACACCGCUUGCAUUAAAUUUUCAUCAAUUUUCAUAUGAGUUCUGUUAAUGUCGCGAUGGAACAACUGUUCUAUGAAAGACCGUUUUGCUCGGACAGCUUCUUCGUAGGUCCAAAAUAAAUUUUAGUCACAAUGUCAUAGAAUCUUACAGAAGUUUGGGGAUCAGAUUUCAAGUUGUCGGAAUGUUUCCAAUUUUCUCUGCUUAUAUUUCCUGGAUUAAUCUUAUUUUGCAUGUUUAUACUGUCCGUGCUAUUCAAGAAGCACACCUGGAACCUCCCUAUCGCUUUGAUAAAAUUCGGAAUUUUACAGUGUCUUCGAAUGGUUCUUUGUUUUGGAGUUGCUGUAUGUGUAAUUACAUUGCUUAUAUCGACCAUAUGUAUGGAGGUUUCUUACUCUCAUCCCAUUGAUUCUGUUCAGUACUUCUCCAUGACCAUUUUGUUUGUAUCAGUUGUUUUUUAUAUGUUAAUGGUCGAGUAUAAACGCCGUGCUUGUCAACCACGUUCACAAAUGCUGUUUGCUUUCACGUGCCUAAUAAUUGUAUGCAUGUUACCCCGUCUUUAUGGUCUAUUAUAUGCUGGAAGAGGAUGGUACAAUCAAUCUACAUUUUACUGGCUUCAUGCAGCUACCAUCUCUGUGUAUAUAUGUCUAGCUUUCGGAGAGCUGCUUAUUCAAUUUUUCUCACCGUUUAAUGAACAAAAUUCGUUGCUUGAUGACAAAGACGCCUGCCCAGAGUUAUGGGCUUCAGUUCCGGCUUUGUGGACUUUCAGUUGGUUGACAAGUACUAUUUGGAAAGGAUUUCGAGGUCAAAUUAACAGUCCUUCAGAUAUGUUUCAUAUACGUCCUGAAGAUUCAGUUAAUGAAAGUUAUGGUCGUUUUAAGCGUGCCUGGAAUAGAUCCCAUAAUCUUUGGUUCAAGAGAAAAGAAUCAGAAACACCAUUUUCAAAUGUUAUGGAUGAUGAUGUGCCGUUGUUGAUGGAUUUUAAAGAGAAUAAUGAAGAUACUGAAAAUGUCUCGAAUGAUGCAAAUAUGUUGAAUGCAAUACCUGAUGUUGAUAUCUUGUCGCCAUCUACUACUAAUAACAACUCAAACUCAUAUAAUCUGGAAGUAUGCAAGCAGAGUACGAUAAAAGCCAGUCCUGCACGUGCCACAUGGGGACUAUUCUACGCUCUUAUUUCAUCUUUUGGUUUGCGUCUAUUUUGCGGGUGGAUUUUUAUAUCGGCUGCUGUAUUCUUCAACUACAGUUCACCACUGUUACUCGGGAUGUUACUUCGAUUUCUUUCCAAACCUGAAGCUCCAUUAUGGCAAGGAUAUUUUAUUGCAUUUUCAAUGUUACUUCUUCAGUCAAUAUCUGUUUUAGUGGAUCAAAAGGGUUUCUACUCGUGUUUGUCUUUGGGAAUAUCUGUCCGAUCAGCCCUUACGUCUGCAAUUUAUCGUAAAUCUCUUCGAUUAUCUUCUGAAGCUCGAAGCCAGUAUACGACGGGGGAAUUAAUAAAUUUGCUCAGUGUUGAUGUGAAUCGUAUAAAAGAACUUUUUAUGUUCUCGUUCCUUGUUUGGGAUGCAUUCAUUGAAUUUGGUUUGUCGUUUAUUUUGUUAUGGCGUCAACUUGGUUCAGCUGCGAUAGCUGGUGUUGGAUUUUUGUUAUUAGUAUUGCCACUUAAUUGUUUACUGAUAUGGGCUACUCAAAAAUUUGAGAUUCGUGAAAUGAAAUAUAAAGACAAGCGUAUGAAAUGCUUAGGCGAAGUGCUUGCUGCUAUACGUGUGGUUAAACUUUAUGCAUGGGAAAAGGCGUUUCAGUCUCAAGUCAAGUCAAUUCGUAAAUCUGAACUAAUUGAACUAUUACGUGUCGCUUUAGGGUGGGGUCUGUGCCAUGUUGUUUGGAAUUUGGCGCCAUAUAUUAUUUUAUUGAUAACGUUUGUUACUUAUUUAAGAGAGUUCUUAUUCGCCAACCACAAUGUAUUGUUAGAUAAUUUGGUCGGAAAUACCACUGAUAUCCCUACACCUCAAUUGUUAACUCCUGAACGGAUUUUUGUUAGUGUCAGUUUGUUCAAUUUACUACGUAGUCCACUACUUCUUUUACCAUGGAGUCUUUCAUCUUCAAUAAUGGCCUUUGUUUCGAUUCGCCGCCUUGGAUUAUUUCUUUUAGCUGAUGAAUUAGAGCAUUAUUCCUCGGAUAAAAUCUAUCCUCUUGAUGAAAAAUCAACAGAUGCCAUUAUAUUUGAGAAUGCUUCGUUUUCAUGGACUAAAACUGGUCCAUUGGUAUUACAAAAUUUGAAUGUACGCAUAUCUCGUGGAUGGCUUGUCGCAAUUGUUGGCAACGUAGGUUCUGGAAAGUCAUCUUUCUUAUCAGCCUGCCUGUCUGACAUGUUCACACGAAGUGGAAAGGUUUCUGUUAAGGGUUCCAUUGCUUAUGUUUCACAAACAGCUUGGAUACAACAACAAUCUCUACGAGAAAAUAUUCGUUUUAUCACAUCCAGCGAUCCCACUCAGUCGAAUCCAGUUGCAGAGCAAAUUGAAGAAUUAUGGUAUAAAAAUGUUGUAUCUGCAUGCGCUCUUGAAACAGAUAUUGCUCGUCUUCCCGCUGGUGAUAAGACAGAAAUUGGUGAGAAAGGUGUCAAUUUGUCCGGGGGUCAAAAACAACGUGUUAGUUUAGCUAGAGCUGUAUAUCAGCGUUCAGAUAUAUAUCUGCUAGAUGAUCCAUUAUCAGCAGUCGAUACACAUGUUGGGAAAUAUUUAUUCGAUAACGUUUUAGGUCCAAAUGGUCUUUUAAAAGAUAAAACUAGAAUCAUGACAACUAAUUCAUUUCAUUGGCUAUCCCUUGCUGAUUGGAUUAUUGUUCUUAACACUAAUGGUGAAAUCACUCAAUCUGGAACGUAUAAUGAGGUUGUAAAUAAUAACUCUGGUCAUUUUGCUAAUUAUCUGGAGUCUAUCGAGAAAAAUAAGAUAAAUGAUGAAACAAUGAAUGAAGGUAACCAUAGAAAGAUUUCAUUUACAACUCGGUUUAAUCGGUCAUCUAGUGUGGUUGUUCCGCCUAGUUCACCUCAUCCUAUAGAAAUGUUGUCUCGAAGUCCACCAAUGACUGCAACAAAAAAAUUAUCCUUAGAGUCACCCGUUCCCUUUCCAAAACUCAUUAGUUUUGCUGAUAUUAAUGCUUCCAGUACUACUUCAAAGCAUGACAAUAAUGAUGAUGUUAUGGCUACUGAUGGAGCACUAAAUGAUUUGAUUGAUUUUAGAUCUGAACAGGAGGUGACUCAUCGUCGUUCUGCAACUAGCAUAAGUACUACAGAUUUAAAUGCUAGUACAUCCGAUAAUGAUAAACUUGAAAAUGAUGACGUUGAAUGUGGCAAAUUCAUGACUGAUGAAGAAAUUAUGCAUGGUCAUGUGUCGUGGUCAACCUACUGGGAGUAUUUCCGUGCUCGAAGUGUAUCUGUUACGUUUAUCAGUGUUCUGUCUUAUGCGGGAUUCUUAGGUGUACAGGCAUUUUGCAGUUACUGGUUACAAUGGUUUGCAGAUGAUCAACAAUUAAUUGAGGCUGAACAAGCUUUUCAAAAUACUACUAUAAUUAGUAAUGAAACUGCUCGUCAGAUAUUAAUAGAACAGAUUAAAGAUAGAAUAUUAUAUUAUAUUAUAGGUUAUGCAUGGGCUGGUUUAGGUCAGACAGUGUUAAUCUUAUUAUUUGCGCUACUUAAUGCGUAUUCUAAUCUGAGAGCUUCAAAUCUAUUACAUCAACAGCUCUUAUCGAAAAUUCUUCAUGCUCCAGCUAGUUUUUUUGAUCAUACACCAUUAGGUCGUAUAUUGAAUCGAUUCAGUAAUGAUGUUGACAAUUUAGAUCAUACCAUACCGAACUCUUUUAGUGAUACCAUUGGGACUACUGGGGAUGUUCUUAUUUCACUAGUGAUUGUUACUGUUACUCUACGUCCAUUUGGAAUAGGAUUGGCAGUGAUUAUUCCUGUAUUUAUAUUCUGCAUAACUGUGUUAAUAUUUUAUAUGCCUUCUGUUAGACAAACACGUCGAUUGGAUGCAAAUACUCGUUCACCACUGUUAACCAAUUAUAGUGAAACGUCAGCUUCAUCUUUAGGUGUCACUGUUGUUCGAGCAUUCAAACGUGAUAAACAGUUUAUUGCUAAAUCUGACAAAUUGAUUGAUGCUAAUGCGGUUUUCGAAUAUGUACGCUUUGUUGCUAACCGGUGGCUAGAUGUUCAUCUAAAUUUAUCUUGUAGCUUUAUGGUAUUUGUAUGUGCCAUAAUUUUGGUUGCUUUUCGAUCAAAAAUAUCACCUGGUAUUGCUGGCUUAAUCAUAGUUUAUGCUUUACAAGUAUUUGAUUCAUUGACAUGGGUUAUUAAACAGUUAUCUCAAUUGGAGACAAGUUCUGUUUCAUUGGAAAGAAUUUGUGAAUACAUCCGAGUUGAACAAGAAGCUGACUGGGAUCAUGGAGUGGAUAGUCCUCCUCCAAUUGAUUGGCCGAGACCUUGUUGUGAAAUUAUAUUCAACAAAGCUACUGUCCAAUACCAUCUGCCUACAAAGAACAAAGUAACUAAUAAUCACGACUUAUCAGUUAGUCAAAAAACUUCAUCGAAUUCUGGACGAUUAGUUACAGCAUUGAAAUCUAUUGAUCUUAAAUUAAGUGGUAAUGCACAAGAACGCCGUAUAGGAAUCGUUGGUCGUACUGGUGCAGGCAAAUCAUCUUUAGCAUCUAGUAUCUUUCGUUUAAUUGAGCCUACGAUAUUAGAAGAAGACAGAUUAGAUAUACAUAGAACAUCAACUAAACGUGGUCCAAUUGUUGUUGAUGGAGUUGAUUUAUCACGAAUUGGCCUUCAUGAACUUCGAUCUCGAUUUAGUAUUCUUCCACAGGAACCAAUAAUUUUUGCUGGUACACUUCGAUUUAACUUAGAUCCAUUUGGUAAACUGCCUGAUAUCGAUUUAUGGCGUGCAAUAGAAUCUGCUCAUUUAGCUGAUUGGGUCCGGUCGACUAAUGCCGGUUUGGAUUAUGAAUGUGGUGAAGGUGGAGCAAAUUUAUCUGCUGGUCAGCGUCAACUUGUUUGUCUAGCUCGAGUAUUUCUCUCUUCCGGUGGUCGUGUUCGUUUACUUAUUCUUGACGAAGCUACAGCUGCAAUGGAUCCAUCUACAGAUAAUUUAGUUAUGAAUACCGUAAUAGGAGAUAUAUUUAAAGAUGCAACUGUAAUUAUUAUUGCUCAUCGUUUAUCUACUGUAAUGAAUACAGAUAGGAUUGUUGUAUUAGAUCAUGGACAAGUCAUUGAAACUGGUCAUCCACAAGAUUUACUUAAUAAUCCAAAUUCUCAUUUUUCAAUAAUGAAUAAAGUAAAACAAUCUUGAAUAAAUUUCCGUUUACAAUUUGUUUUCAAUGUAUUCAAUUAUUCAUUAUACAUGUCUUAUGAUUUUCCUUUUUAUUACAUAAUGAAAAGGUAAAUAAAUUUAAUAUCAGUGUUUAUAUUUGUACAAUGGUUAUAUUCAUUGAAUUAGUUUAAUUACAUUAGGAAGAGAAUUUAUGAUUUGUCAUUUAUAUGUUUAAUUCUUAUUUAUUUUGUUUAUAAUUGUAUACUCUUUAAUUAUUAUGUAAUAAUUUUCGGUAUUUAUUCCAACUAGUUCUUUUUUUUCUAGCUAUUAUUAUUAUUAUUACUAUUAGUACUACCAUCAUCAUCAUCACCGUUUUAUAGGUCGUUGUUAUUUGAAAAUACGGUAAGGUCAUAUUCAACGAUCAGUCAUCUUGAAAUACUACAAACAUUCAUUCUAUUUAUACGAAACAUAUUCAAGUUGUUUAGUGUUAUUCUGUUUUGUUUUUGAUUUACAAUAUGUAUAAAAUUUUAAUGACUUAUACAGAAGUGAUCUUGUCUUGUCGUUUAAAGUAUGCAAGUUUUCACUGCAAUUAUAAGUAAAGACUUUCAAAUAUAUGCGUAAGAUGUGAGUGCUGUUAGAGGUAUGAGAGCAGUUAUCACUUCCCGGCUGCCCACACCGUUGAAUGGUUAUUCUAGAGGUACCUGAAAAGGAAAUCGGGUUAGAAGUGGUCUUAAUGACCUGAGAGCGUGAUCGCAGUGCUCAAAGGACAACUGUUUGAGGUUGGUCACUCACGAAUUUUUUGUGGGUAAUUUUUGUGUUAGCUCCGUACUUGUGGUGACCUUACUGCCGGAGACGGAUAUCCGUGGGAUAAGGCGAGAUGUGCAUUUUUAGGGUCGACCUUUUCUAACCCCACCCCUCCUCGUGAGAAGGCAGCAUCGCUGUUAUGCUGGUUGUUUGAAGAAAACACCUUACUGUUGUCACAGGUGUUAUAUGUGUUAUAUAUAUUCCCCUAUCCUUAUUAUGUAUUGACUGUUCCUUGUUGAUGGACACUUAUUGACUGACUGUUCUUUGUGUCGGAUUUUGGUGUGGAAAUAUAUUGACGUUAUAGUCAGGC
This is a messenger RNA of Schistosoma rodhaini, 6457 nucleotides long. NCBI's taxonomy places the organism in Eukaryota, Metazoa, Platyhelminthes, Trematoda, Strigeidida, Schistosomatidae. The record is from the annotation of a GenBank genome assembly.